AUGGGAAUUUCCGGCAAGAACCACCAGAAGUUCGACGGCGAAUCCCGUGAAACUUCCGAAGGAAAAAAAUAUGUCAUCUCCGGAAUCUCCAUACGUUCGCCGAUGAAACCGAUAAGCAUCUCCUCCUCUACCGUAGCCGACAAGGAAGACGACAUUCAUCAAGAUGCGUGGCCGACGACUCCAACGGCGGCUUCCUUUAGAAUACCGACGGUUUUGCUGUGUCCUCCGGCGCCGAAGAAACGAAAACCGUCGUUGAAGUUUAGAUACGUCGGCGCUAGAGAGUUCUUCUCCCCACCGGAUCUCGAGACCGUCUUCAUACAGAGAGCCGCUUAA
Molecule: messenger RNA, 333 nt
Organism: Microthlaspi erraticum
Lineage: Eukaryota; Viridiplantae; Streptophyta; Magnoliopsida; Brassicales; Brassicaceae
Source: the annotation of a GenBank genome assembly